AACUGCUUGUGGCUGGGAGAAACAAUUCCAAACGUGGUUUUUGGAGGGGUUUCCUAAGAAGCAGAAGACCGGGCCCUGUGUAGGUCGGGAAUAGUGCGUGGAAGAUCUCCUCCUGCCUUUCAUGCUCCCACCCCCUCUCCCUCCUAUGGGAUACGGUGCAGCUGGGGGUGGGGGUAGGCCGACCCUUUUAUAAACGUGGUCUUGUGGCAAGGCGAAGUUGACAGGAGUGACGGAAGAUUUGGCUUGCUGCAAGGUACCUGGGAAUGACCAGAGGGGGAAUGGAAUCAGUUGAAGUGUUCACGACUGAAGGUAAAGGCAGGGGCUUGAAAGCACAGAAGGAAUUCUUGCCUGGAGAUGUCAUCUUUGCGGAGCCAGCCUAUGCUGCUGUGGUUUUUGAUAGCCUGACACACGUAAUCUGCCACACCUGCUUCAAACGACAGGAGAGGCUCCAUCGCUGCGGCCAGUGCAAGUUCGCCUACUACUGCGACCGGACCUGCCAGAGAGACGCCUGGCUGAACCACAAAAAUGAGUGCUCUGCCAUCAAGAAGCACGGCAAGGCACCCACUGAGAACAUCAGGCUGGCAGCCCGGAUCCUGUGGCGGAUAGAGAGAGAAGGCGGUGGGCUGCCAGAGAACUGCCUGGUCUCUAUUGAUGACCUGCAAAACCACGUGGAGAGCUUUGAUGAGGAGGAGAAGAAGGACCUCCGUGUUGAUGUGGAAAGCUUCCUGGAAUUCUGGCCGGCCCAGAGCCAGCAGUUUGGCAUGCAGUACAUCUCCCACAUAUUUGGAGUGAUCAACUGCAAUGCCUUUACCCUCAGUGACCAAAGAGGACUGCAAGCUGUUGGUGUGGGAAUCUUCCCCAACCUCUGCCAGGCCAACCAUGACUGCUGGCCCAACUGUACUGUCAUCUUCAACAACGGCAAUCAUGAGGCUGUAAGAUCAAUGUUCCACACACAGAUGAGGAUUGAGCUGCGGGCACUGAGCAAGAUCUCCCCAGGAGAUGAGCUGACUGUGUCCUAUGUGGACUUCCUCAAUGUGAGUGAGGAGCGGCGGAAGCAGCUGAAGAAGCAGUACUACUUCGACUGUACCUGUGAGCACUGCAAGAAAAAGAUCAAAGAUGACCUGAUGCUGGCAGUGAAAGAGGGGGACAAGAAGCCUUCUGCAGAGACAGUGAAGGAGGUUAUCCAGUUCUCCAAGGACACACUGGAGAAGAUCAACAAGGCCCGCCUGGAGGGAACUUACCAUGAAGUUGUGAAGCUGUGCCGUGAGUGUCUGAAGAAACAGGAGCCUGUGCUGGGAGACACAAACAUCUACCUCCUGAGGAUCCUCAGCAUUGCCUCUGAGGUGCUCUCCUACCUCCAGAUGUUUGAGGAAGCAGCUGAAUAUGCCAAGAGGAUGGUGGACGGCUACAUGAAAAUAUACCAUCCCAACAAUGCACAGCUGGGGAUGGCUGUGAUGCGAGCAGGAGUGACCCACUGGCAUGCCGGCCUCAUUGAAGCUGGACACAGCAUGAUCUGUAAAGCCUAUGCCAUUCUCCUGAUAACCCAUGGACCUUCCCACCCAAUUACCAAAGACCUGGAGGUCAUGCGUGUCCAGACGGAGAUGGAGCUGCGCAUGUUCCAGCAGAAUGAGUUCAUGUACUACAAGAUGAGGGAAGCUGCCCUCAAAAACCAAAAGAUUCAAGUCAUGCCUGAACCCAGCAAUGAGGCCCCACCCAGCCUCUUCCACAAGAAGGAAUAAAUAUUGAGCUUGACACAAAGACGUGCCUGUUAGGUAACACCACCUGUGGCACCUCCAGACAUGGGGAAUGUGAUAUGUGAAUGUGAUACAUCCCCACGGAUUGUUUCCAGUGCCACCAGUUUGAGAGCAUGGACCAGCAGGGAAAGUCCUAAAAUCUCCUGAGAGCUCACAGAGGAGCUCUUGGCAAAAACAACAUCAUUUUCUACCACAAGCAUUAAAAAUCAGAGCAAGAAACCUGCUAUAAAAUUAUUUAUAUUCUUACUGAAAGCCAGUUUCUCUCUGGGCAAGUCCUGCAGUCCUCAGUUAAAUUUUUAAUUGGUUCUGUCCUAAUAUUUUUCCAUCAUUUCCUUGUGAUGACAUCACUUCUUGCCAGUGAUAUCUAUGUGUGGUUGACCAAUAGACAGUAUAAGUGGGAAGCUGGUUCCAAGAAGAGACUUGUAUGCCUGUGGGCGUCAAGUGCAAAGCAACUAAAAACACAGAUGGUAUUUUGAGUAGAGUGAUCUUUUUCUGAUGAAAAACUGAUGCACAAUGGUUCUGCAGCUGACAUGGCUGCAAUAUCAAUCUGUGUGGACUCUAUGACUUGGUGCCUUAAUGGGAUUCCUGUCCAAAGAUAAAUAAAUUAAGAGAAGUUAGUUUGUUAAAAA
Gallus gallus (chicken) is the source of this 2383-nucleotide messenger RNA. It is a transcript of the gene SMYD1, whose product is annotated as SET and MYND domain containing 1. The transcript has 10 exons. Gene Ontology annotation, cellular component: nucleus. The record is from RefSeq and is marked validated. The coding region runs from base 264 to 1739 and encodes 491 amino acids. Lineage: Eukaryota; Metazoa; Chordata; Aves; Galliformes; Phasianidae. Gene Ontology annotation, molecular function: protein binding; histone H3K4 methyltransferase activity.